Molecule: messenger RNA, 1499 nt
Organism: Colias croceus (clouded yellow)
Lineage: Eukaryota; Metazoa; Arthropoda; Insecta; Lepidoptera; Pieridae
Product: coiled-coil domain-containing protein 130 homolog
Exons: 6
Coding region: 116-1168 (350 amino acids)
Biological process (GO): mRNA splicing, via spliceosome
Cellular component (GO): U2-type spliceosomal complex; post-mRNA release spliceosomal complex
Source: RefSeq, a predicted model, not a curated record
UUUUGAUUUGACUGUUUGACAGAUGGCAUAAAAAAUAAAAAUUAAAAAUAAAUAAACGUGAAAACUGAAAAGUGAAGCUCUAUUUUUAAUUUUAAUUGCUUGCGUAUAAACGAAGAUGGGUGAACGUAAAGGUCAGAACCAUUACUACCCCCCAGACUACGACCCUAAAGUCGGGGGGUUGAACAAAUUCAUGGGCACGCAUGCUCUACGAGAACGAGCUAGGAAACUACACAUGGGGAUCCUUAUUAUAAGAUUUGAGAUGCCGUACAAUAUAUGGUGUGACGGCUGUAACAAUCACAUUGGUAUGGGUGUAAGAUACAAUGCAGAGAAAACUAAAAUCGGCAUGUAUUAUAGUACUCCGGUAUAUCAGUUCAGAAUGAAGUGUCACUUGUGUGAUAAUCAUUUUGAAAUAAAGACUGAUCCAGGUAAUUUAGACUAUGUGAUAGUAUCUGGUGCAAGGCGACAGGAGAACAGAUGGGACCCCACAGAGAACGGUCAGAUUGUGCCUGAGACCAAGGAAACUCAGAUGAAAUUGUUUGAUGAUGCUAUGUUUAGAUUGGAACACAAGACAGGCGAUGAAGAAGCUAGCAAACUUGAUAAGCCCAGGCUCGGCAAACUUGUGGGACGAAAUGAGAAUGUGUGGAAAGAUGAUUAUGAAGCUAACUGCGCCUUGAGGAGGAACUUCAGAAAACGCAGAAAAGAACUAGAAGAAUCUGCGAUCAACGACGGCUUGCUACUCGCUAGAUCUUCUCUCGAUAUAAAUCUUUUACCAGAAAACGAAGACGAUAGGAACAUGGCGGCCCUCCUCGCGCUUAGACCUUCUAGAAGUAUAGAAGAGAAACAGACUGUGACAAGGCAUAAAAUCUUAAACGCGCCAGCCCUGCCGAGUUCUAGUGGCCUUCUUACGAGCUUUGGAGGUUUAAAGAAGGAAGAAUCGCUAAGUAAACAGGCUGUUUUGACAAGAAAUGCGCUAGGGGUGGUAGUUAAGAGAAAUAAAGUGGAAGUUAAAGAUUUAAAAGAGGAAAAUUUUUUAAAUAGUAAUGACAAAGAUGAUAAAAAUAGUGCAGAAGUUGAAGGUAAAGUUACCAAGAGUAAAGAAGAUGUAGAAAGUAAUAAGAAAUUGUCUUUGGUUGGUGAUUAUAGUUCUAGUGGAGAAAAUUCUGACUGAAAGUUUGUGCCGUUUAUUUAACUCAACUCAAACUCAAUACUAAGGGUAUUAGUAUAAUAUUAUAAUAGGAUGGUUAUUGUUACUAAAAUGAUCCAUUAAAAAUAUUUUCUAUAUAAAUAUUAAUUAACUAUCACAAGUAGACAAAUAUAAACUAAAUGUUUGUUUCGUCAUAUUUUUUUCUUAUUCUGCAAGGAUUGGUUGAUCUUAUGUCAUUAACAGCCAAUCAGAAUACAGAAAAGUGACGCUAAAUAUACUAUCCAAUAACUAAAUGUGUGUUCUCUCAGUCAUGCAAAAUGCAUCCAAAUAAUAUAUAUUGUUAUACUAAAUUGUA